Torulaspora delbrueckii is the source of this 2760-nucleotide messenger RNA. It is a transcript of the gene PEP3, whose product is annotated as tethering complex subunit PEP3. Bases 1 to 2760 code for a protein of 919 amino acids. The transcript has a single exon. Gene Ontology annotation, biological process: endosome organization; organelle fusion; vacuole organization. NCBI's taxonomy places the organism in Eukaryota, Fungi, Ascomycota, Saccharomycetes, Saccharomycetales, Saccharomycetaceae. Gene Ontology annotation, cellular component: endosome; HOPS complex. The record is from RefSeq and is a predicted model, not a curated record. Gene Ontology annotation, molecular function: protein binding; protein-macromolecule adaptor activity.
AUGAAUGUUGAAAUUGAACAUGUCCAGCUUGGGUUCAUCAAGGAGCUAGAUAAUAAUAUAUGCGCUUUAAGAGUGCAGUCCAAUGUUCUUUCGUUCGCCUUGAAGACAGGCCUGAUAUUCCUUAUCAAUUUGGACACUCCAUCAGAAGUUUCCAAGUUCAGCAUUCCUUUGAUUACUGCAUCUAACAAUUCUGAGAAACUAAUUGAUAUGUGGAUGAAUCCCAACGGGAAACUGCUGCUUCUCAAGACUAACUUUGCCAAAUACUACCUAUGUGACGUUGACUUGAUGAGAGCAAGUGUGAAUAAGGGGUCAGCAAGCAGUAACGAUGGUAUAUACACCGUAAGGGAACUACUAAAGAAAAGCUGUGACAUCCGUGUUGUAAAAUGGCGUAAUAAUGAAAGCUUCUUAUGUGGUACGACCAGUGGUCAAGUAUAUCUAGUGGAUACACCUCGCAAAGGUGGCAAACGAAAGACGGAUGUAUCAAAUGUCUAUAAAUCCAGCGGCAAAAUCGAUGGCAUUCUGUGGAAUGAGGAAGGUCAUCUCAUCAUAGCAUCCGAAAGUAAGAUAAUGUAUUGGAGUAACGUUAAGCUAGGAAAGGAUAGCAAUUUUAGCCCGCCAUUGGAAACUGAAGAAUUCGAACCAUUACACAAAGAAUCUAGCAAGAAAUUUGACUCCCACGACGAUUCUUUUGCAUGGAUAACCAAUACUGGAAUCGUUUUUGGGAGCAUCAACAAUCGCGCUAAGGUUCUAAGCAAUGCUAAGGUCCUGCUGGCUGUCGAGCUCACUGAAUCGAAGUAUAGCAUAAGAGACAUAAUAAUGACUGAUUAUCAUAUCAUCAUAUUAAGGGGGUGGACCGUUACCAUCAUUAAUCAACUAAGCAACGCUAUAGUUUUCGAGGAAUCCAUACUUAGUGAAGCGGGUGAAAGAAUGAUUGGUCUAACGGCCGAUUACUCUCAGGAAACCGCCACUUUCUGGUGCUUUUCCAACGCUAACAUUUACGAAAUAAUCUUACACAAUGAAUCACAAGCGGUUUGGAAACUACUAUGCAAUCAGAAGGAGUAUGAUACAGCUUUGAACCUUAAGGGUCUUACCGGCUUAGUGAAGCAAACACUCUACUACGAAAAGGGAUGUCAUCUCUUAAAUGAAAAGAAGCCCAUAGAGGCAGCACAGUGUCUAGGUAAGUCAUCGGUUGCUACUACGGGAUCCAUUGCUUUGAAACUUAUGGACUCAGGUGAUGAUACAGAGUCGCUACAGAUUUUUUUGGCUACAAAGCUCGAUACCCUCUUGCCUCAACACCAAGUGCAACGAAUUUUACUUUCCAGUUGGAUUGUGUGGACCUUUAUGAAGCUGUUAAAUGAAGUUGAUGAGGAAAUGAACACGGAAAGACAUGCUGAUGCCUUCAAAGAGUUGAAUGAUAAGAAAGAAGCGAUAAUAAAUAAGUUGAAGCGAUUUCUAGAGAGUCAUUUAGACUGCAUAGAUAAGGAGACCAUUUACCAAAUCAUAGCCGAGCAAAACAGGAAGCAGGAACUUCUGUUUUUUGCAAAGUUAGUCAGAGAUUAUGAGUUCGUGCUUUCCUAUUGGGUUCGACAAGAGAAUUGGUAUGAGGCUUUGAGAACCCUCUUAGAAAUGCAAGAUCCUGAAAGCGUCUACAAAUAUGCAACUGUUUUGAUCGUUAACUCUCCAGAAUCUACUACUCAUACUUGGAUGAAAAUUGAAGGAGUAAAUCCUGUUGAGUUAAUUCCAUCUGUUUUGACCUACUUCACUAACUUGCAAAAGCAGGCGCAACCUACCGAUGGCCACACGCCCAAUUUUGCACUAAACUACCUAAUAUGGUGUAUUGAAGAGCAAGGGGCUGAUAGUCCGAUCAUGUAUAACACCGUUCUCUACAUGAUGAUCGCCCGAAAUAGUAGUGGUAAUGAGGCAAUUAACGAACUUGACGCCGUGAGGUUCCUGGAUACAUACGAAGGGAAGUAUGAUAAGGAUUUUAUCUCACGUCUCAGUGUUAGAUGCCAUAGGGUUGAAGUUUCGAUAUACCUUUACACUCAAUUUAAGUUAUAUGAGGAUGCUGUCACAUUAGCUUUAGAUAACAAAAUGAUAGAAUCAGCCAAGAUGGUAGCUAAAAACAGGGAACUGGAAAAUAAUCUGAAGCUAAGAAAAGUUCUUUGGUUGAAGAUCGCAAAGUCAAUGCUUACUCAAGAGGAGAACCAAGAUGUGAAGCAAACGAUUAGAACCAUUAUCGCAGAAUCUGACGAGACGAUAGAAAUAAGAGAUCUUUUACCACUAUUUGAUGAGUUCACAACGAUUGCGAACCUCAAAGACGAGCUAAUAAGAAGUCUGGAGAAACACGGACAAUCGAUGUCUCAAAUCUCUGAACAGAUUAAGCAUUCGAUGCACACUAAGAAGGAUAUAGUCAAAGACAUCGAGCUAUUCAAGGACAGAUUUACAAUACUGGAGCCUGGUGCCUCCUGUAGUAGUUGUCGAAAAGUGCUGCAGACAAGGAAGUUCUUGGUUUUUCCCUGUGGUCACUGCUUCCACACCGACUGUUUGAUCAAAGUGAUCUUGAACUCAAAUGAUUAUAAUUUAAAAAGCAAAAUUGAGAAUUUCCAACGCCGGCUGGCCAAGAAUAACAAAUCGGUCAAAACGGAGGAGCUAGAGUCACUUAUUACUACAAAGUGUUGUUUAUGCAGUGAUAUCAACAUCAAUACCAUCGAUGAACCAAUUGAAAUGAAUGAAGAAGAGGCAGAAAAAUGGCUUAUAUAG